AUGAGUGACGCUGAAACUACGGUGCAUCUUCUUGGCAAAUCUGUCGGAUAUGGGGUGCUGAUUGGGGUUGGAGCUGCAUUUGCUCUAGCAGUGGUUAUAGCCACCCGAUUGAUAGCCCGCUAUCUCAAUGAAAACAAUAAUUCUACUGAAACUUUCAUGGUUUCAAAUAGAACCGUUGGUAUUGGUUUGACUACUUCUGCCAUUUUCUCCUCGUGGUUUUGGGCCACCGAACUGUUAUGGACCGUCACCAUGACCCAAUUCUAUGGUGUAUCUGUUGGAUUUUAUUACUACUGGGGACUGAUAGUGCCAGUUUCCAUUAUGGGUGUUCUGGGUAUCGAAGCCAAACGAAAAGUACCUAAAGGUCACACAUGUCUGGAAGUAGUUGAGCUCAGAUACGGCAAAGCUGCCCACAUCUUGUACAUGUGUUUUUGCCUAGCUAACAACUUGUUGUCAUGCGCUGCUAUGAUUCUGGGUGCCGCAGGUGCUAUAUCCAUUAUCGCAGAUAAUCUGAGCAUUGUGGCAAGCUCCUUGCUAAUUCCAUUUGGUGUCCUAUGUUAUACCUUCAGUGGAGGUCUGAGAGCAACUUUCCUUGGAGAUUGGGGUCACAGUGUUAUAGCUAUUAUUGUGCUACUCUAUGUUAACACUGCUGCUUUGGUUAAGAUUGGCUCAAUAGAUAAGCUUUACGAGCUAAUUUUCACUGGACCCAACGAGGGAACUAUUGAAGGUAAUUAUGAUGGCUCCUUAAUGACCUUCAGAUCCCAAGGUGCAGUUUUCUUUGGAAUCAUUCACUUAUUAGGUGAUAUGGGUCUUACUGUUUUAGAUUCUUCGUUUUAUCAGAAAGCAUUCAGUGCCAACUUAAAGUCUGGAGUUCCUUCGUACAUGAUCGGGGGAGUCUGUAUUAUGGCUAUUACCUGGCCAUUAGGUACCAUCAUUGGUAUGGCAACAACCUUCUUGGAAAAUGAUCCAUCGUUCCCUACAUAUCCAAGAAAAAUGACUACAUUUGAGAUAGAAAGUGGCUUUGGACUUCCAUACACUUUGAAGGCUUUGCUUGGCGAUGGAGCAUGUGGAGCAAUAUUGUUGGUAAUUUAUCUGGCAUGCACAUCGACAGUCAGCGCUCAGAUGAUUUCGGUGAGCAGUAUUUUGUCCUUUGAUGUUUACAAGACCUACAUCAAUCCUCAAGCAAAAAACAAGCAGAUGAUUAGAGCUUCACACAUAACCGUUGUGUUUUUCUCCUUCUUUGCAGCUGGUUUUGCCAUUAUGUUGCACUAUGUUGGAGCCAAUAUGACAUGGGUUGGGUACUUUUAUCCAAUCCUGAUCUGCAAUCCUGUUUGUCCAAUGAUCUUGUUAUUCACUUGGGACAGACAGACAAAGUUUGCCUUUAUCGCUUCUCCAAUCAUUGGAAUUGGAGCUUCCGUUGGUGUAUGGCUAGGAACUGCCUACCAUUAUUAUGGAGAAAUCACUAUGGAAACCACAUCCCGACAGCUUCCCUGUCUUUGGGCUGGUUUAACUGCCCUCUUCCUGCCAUUGGUAUUGACAGUCACUUUCAGUCUGUUUCAGAAAGAACAUUUUGACUGGAAUGUUUUCAAGAAGGCUGAACUUAUUGAGAUGGAAGGCAGUGAAGCUUCAUCUCCCUCAGAAGUCGAUGUUGUAUAUGAAAGUGGAUCUGUCUCAUCUCCAACUGAAGACUCAGAAAAGAGAUCCGUGGACAAGUCUGAGAAUGUUCAACUUCAAGAAACUGAGCUUGGAGUGUCAAGUGGUGACGAGUACGACGAAGAAGAGCAAAAAUUGAUCAAGCGUUACAUCAAGAUAGCAUACGCUUGGUGUAUACUUGUGGUUCUCGUUACUUCGGUGUUGUUCCCAAUGUCACUGUACCGUAACUGGAUCAUAUCUUUGAGUUUCUUUAGAGGAUAUACUGGAUUGUCCAUGUUCUGGUUAUACGGAGUCUUCUUAGUUAUCGCAGUCUAUCCUCUUUAUGAUGGGCGACAUUCGCUAGGCCGAAUUGGUCAGGGUUUGUGGAAAGACUUCAAAAGGAUCUUCAAAUCUAAACGAUGA
Molecule: messenger RNA, 2052 nt
Organism: Komagataella phaffii GS115
Lineage: Eukaryota; Fungi; Ascomycota; Pichiomycetes; Pichiales; Pichiaceae
Exons: 1
Coding region: 1-2052 (683 amino acids)
Biological process (GO): urea transmembrane transport
Cellular component (GO): plasma membrane
Molecular function (GO): urea transmembrane transporter activity
Source: RefSeq, a predicted model, not a curated record